Coccomyxa subellipsoidea C-169 is the source of this 1086-nucleotide messenger RNA. RefSeq lists its product as hypothetical. The record is from RefSeq and is a predicted model, not a curated record. The transcript is spliced from 8 exons. Bases 1 to 1086 code for a protein of 361 amino acids. NCBI's taxonomy places the organism in Eukaryota, Viridiplantae, Chlorophyta, Trebouxiophyceae, Coccomyxaceae.
AUGCAGAGGCAGAGAGAGCGCAGCCAGACCUGGUCCUUCUUUCUGGGCAGGCAUCCAGAUGGGGCAUACUACUGGCACAUGUGGCGAGACAAGCACAUUCCUGCUGAUGCUGCAAACACCGGGGUUGUGAAGGCAGAGCCAGGGCUUGAUGAGGCUGCACAGCAGCGGCUGGUGAGUGCUGCCAAGUGGUCAGCUUCGGUGCAGGUGCCACUUUCUGCACUGGAGUGCCGAUGCGAGAGCGGCCCUGCCGCAGCGGAAACCAAGGUGGCAUUGAGGCUGCUGACAGACAUUCAACCGGGCUCCGAGGAAGAAUUGAAGGCUCUGGGUGACGGGGCUGCUGAGAAGGCUUCAGGCAAGGCUUGGGUAUUCACUGGCACGAGCAGCCUCCUGAAGAGCGCUCUGCAGAAGAAUGUCCGGCUCGGCCGGGCAGACGCUGCUGAUGCAUUGCUGCACCCGUCUCUGCCACUUCUAGUGUGGCUGAUGGCGGCUGUGCCAAAGGGCUAUGCCCUGGGCAGAAUGCUGGCGCUGGCCUGCCUAACCAUCAUCCAUGAGAUUGCCUCCGUCCCUGGCCAGCAGGAGGCUCAAGCUCAUUACCAGGAUUGCAGCUGGCGCCUGCUGCUGGCGAUCUGGUUUGAAUGUGUUGAAACGCUGUCCCUCCUGAAGGGAGCCCCGGUGACCCAGCGGACUGCGCAGCCAGACGCACCCUGGAUGGCCUACUUGCACCAGCAGUUCUCAGCAGCAGCAGGCGGGGACUUGCAGCAGCUGGGCUGCAUGGAGCCUGGGGACAUCCCUCUCUCUGCAGUGGACUUCCAUGUGUCCAACAUCAUUGAGGAGGUCUUGAACAACCGAGAGGUGCUCACUGCUGCGCUGGCAGUGGGAAGAGACCCCCUACAGGCCAUGCGCGACACCAUCUGGAUUUUCAGCAGCAGCACAAACUCGCGCGCAUGGCUGCAGGCACCGGAGCAGGAAAGACAGGAGCGGCUGAGGACGCGCAGAUCUGAGCUGGAAGGUAUCUGGAAGCUCGCGGCGCCUGCUGCCAAGAACUUUGCGCGGAAGUACAUCAAAGCGCGCUUCCGCGAGCUGUGA